Messenger RNA from Colletotrichum truncatum, 951 nucleotides. Its product is annotated as thioredoxin reductase-like protein 1. NCBI's taxonomy places the organism in Eukaryota, Fungi, Ascomycota, Sordariomycetes, Glomerellales, Glomerellaceae. The record is from RefSeq and is a predicted model, not a curated record. Gene Ontology annotation, biological process: cell redox homeostasis. Gene Ontology annotation, molecular function: thioredoxin-disulfide reductase (NADPH) activity.
AUGGAUCCCAAGGUAUACGACAUACUAUGCAUUGGAGGCGGUCCCGGUGGGCUUGGAGUUGCCAUGACGGUCUCCCGUCAGGACUUUUCCGUGCUCGUUCUGGAUUCUGGGGUCUAUAGAAACGCUCGCUCGAAGCACAUGCACAUGGUGGCUGGCUUUGAUCAUGUCGAUCCCGCUGCCUUUUUGCAAAAGACGCGUGGAGAUCUCCAGGAGCGCUAUGAAAACUUUGAAUUCAAAUCUGCGACGGUCAAGACGGUGCGAAAGCUUGAGAGCGGCAUCUUUGAAGCAGAAGAUGAGCAGGGAGUGAUAUAUCAAAGCAAGAGACUUGUCUUAGCUACCGGGGUCAAAGACGUGAUGGAAGACAUCCCCGGAUACGAGCAGGCAUGGGCUUACGGAAUAUUCCACUGCCUGUUUUGCCACGGUUAUGAAGAGCGCGGUGCAUCUUCUUCUGGAGUGCUGGCCAUCGGCCACGCGGCAGACCCGGAUGUUGUCGAGCGUAUUGCUAAGAUGGCCAAGAGAUUAUCGAAGAGCGUAACGGUCUACACAAAUGGCGACAGUGAGCUCUCGACGCAAUCCGAGGCCCAGCUGAACAGCAGUAAGAUCCGCUUUGACAACCGAAAGAUCGCCAAACUCGCGCCCGUGGGAAGUGGCCCCGAGGUGGAUGUCAUCUUUGACGACGGCAGCUCCCAGAGAGAAGGGUUUCUCUCUCACCUGCCCAGAUAUGAGCAGAGGUCAUCCCUGGCUGCACAGCUUGGGCUCGAGAUGGAGGAGUCGGGUGUGAUCAAGGUUGAGCCACCCUUCAAUAAGACAAGCUUGCCCGGGUGCAUGGCUGUCGGUGAUGCAGCCACGCCGUUUCAGGGUGUAUUGCAAUCCUUGUACAUGGCUGCCGGCUCAGGCAGUGGCGUAGCGGCCUAUUUGCAGGAUGAGCUGGAUGCGGCGGAUGAACUAUAA